Molecule: messenger RNA, 2408 nt
Organism: Oncorhynchus tshawytscha (Chinook salmon)
Lineage: Eukaryota; Metazoa; Chordata; Actinopteri; Salmoniformes; Salmonidae
Product: interleukin-1 beta
Exons: 7
Coding region: 393-1238 (281 amino acids)
Biological process (GO): positive regulation of gene expression; macrophage chemotaxis; cellular response to lipopolysaccharide
Molecular function (GO): cytokine activity
Source: RefSeq, a predicted model, not a curated record
GUGCACAAAGGAUGUGGCAAUCUGUUGAAAUUGUCUUUCUGGGCCGAACGUCAAUUAAACUGCAGUACGGAAGUAAGACUGUUUGAAAAGUCGAACUUGUGCUUCCAAACCCGACCACGUUCAGCGGAAGUGCAGUAGUUUCGCCUGUUCUCUACACCGGUCGUUUCUGGCCGUGUUCGAGAGGAUCAAACCCGCAAUGUAUCAUGGGGAAAUUUUUUGAAUGACUGACUGAUCUACAAAUUAGAACGAGUCAUUAUUUAUCAAUUUUUUUGUCAUGAUGCUCUCGUAAACCGCCGAUUUAAAAAGCGUGUGUCUUGGCACGUUAUACACCCGUUUCACACUUCAAGUAAGACAGACAACUCUUCCAGCAUAUAAACUCUCUCUAAAGAAUCAUGGACUUCGAUUUAGCUGACGCUCUCCGGAGCUCAUGUUCGAGUAUGGAGUUUGACACCGAAUACCGCCUGCCUGAUGCGAAGAGCGGACCAGAGAUGGAGCGCUGUGGGCUGCAAGCGGGCCUGAGCCUGGACUUGGAGGUUAUCCUACAGCAUCAGGGAGGCAUGAGACGGGUGGCUCACCUGGUGAUUGCGCUGCAUAGGAUGAAAAACCCCUCCCAGAAGUCCGACUCCACACACACUCCCCUGGACAUGGAGUGCACAGACGAGCAGUUUUGCAGCAUCAUCAUGGAUAACCUGGUGGAAGAGUGUGUGAUGGUCUCGAUCCAGGAGCCAAUGGGAGUGGUGACCAAAAAGGUAAAGGGGACCUUUGAGCAGAUUGGCAGUCCCCAGCAGUAUAGCCUGUGUGACCAUCACCAGAAGAGCCUGGUGUACUGCCACAGAACCAUGGAGCUGAAGGCCGUCACAAUCCAGGGAGGCAACAACCGGAGAGCGAGGUUCAACCUCUCCAAGUAUAGUAAUGCCAGCACCACCACCACCAAUCAGGCCCUGCCAGUUGUCUUAGGGAUAGACCAAUGGAACCUCUCCUGCUCCAAGCAGACAGACAGCACAACUCCUGUCCUACAGUUGGAGCGCUGUGAGGACCAGUUAACAACCAUCGGGGCUCAGGAAAAAACGGUUCGCUUCCUCUUCUACAAGAAUACCACUGGCUUCUCCCUGACCACCUUUGAGUCAGCCAUGUACCCUGGCUGGUUCAUCAGCACCUCACUGGAGCCAAGCCAGCCCAUACAGAUGUGUCAGAAACAGGACGACAGAAAGCUCAUCAACUUCAUGGUCAAACACUAAACACACACAAUCUGUCCCCCUAGUGUAUGUACCACGUACAACCAGAGAGCGAGUGCGGGGUGAAUCUGAGAAGAUAGACUGACUGAUAUUGUAGAGGAGUUGAAUGUUGAAUUGAUAGAGCUCUGCUUUUCUCAAACUCAAACAGCGUUACAUUGUGUGGUAACUAACUCCUUCUUGUUUAUUGAAAGUGGUUUGGUUGUAGUGAGGGAGCUUGACCAGCAGAUGGCACUGUGUUUAUUCUCUCUUCUGCAGUAUUGUGUUUUACCUCAGAAGCGAUCUUUGUUUCAUGAUUCCAUUGUUGAUACCGGCAGUAUUUCCGUAUUUUGAAGGUUAUAAACUUUAUUGCUGACAUAAAAAUGUUUUGGGGACUAUAUAAAAAAUGGACGAAUGAAACAAAUAGCAAAUUCUAAUUAUUUGGGGGAGUUUUUCUUUUACUCUUUCAGCGAAGGCCCAGUUAGAACUGAUUGCUCUGUAGGAUAGUAACAGUAUCAAGAAGACAUUGUUUUAGCCACAGAUGUAAAUGUUCAAAGUGUUACAUGUUUAAAAAAAAAAAGUAAAUUCAUAUUGAAUUCUUUAUCUUAUGGCUACAGUGCUAAGUAUAAAAUUCAUACAUUACAGUAGAGUAGAAAAGAGUAGAAUCGUUAAUAGUAAUAUGUGUCUCUGUACUCUGACUGAAUUAUCCGCUUCAAAUUAGUGAAGAGAUUUUAUUUGUGUAUUUCCUAUUAGAACGUGAAUCAUUACUUUUCAUUGUCUAACAUUGUCUAACAUUGUCUAACAGAUGUCAUUUUUAUUUGAAGUAUUUGUCGACUAUCAUCAUUUUUCUAAUACUACGAUUAACUUAGUUUUUAUCUCAUAAGCUAACAUUGUACAUAAACAGCAAACAUCAACUAAUAUGUAACACACAAUGACUUUUAGCGCCAAUAUUGUUUUUCAAUUCUUCAAAAUGUACAGUACCAUUCAAAAGUUUGGAUUUGUUUAACACUUUUCUUUGGUUACUACAUGGUUCCAUGUUAUUUCAUAGUUUUGAUGUCGUCACUAUAUUCUACAUUGUAGAAAUCAAGAAAAACCCUGUGAAUUAGUAGAUGGGUCCAAACUUUGGAUGUUUUAACAUUUCAAUGGUUAUAUGAUGUAUUUUACUGUAUGUUGGAAAUAAAGUGACUAUUCAAUGCA